This is a messenger RNA of Gossypium raimondii (Peruvian cotton), 1696 nucleotides long. RefSeq names its product glucan endo-1,3-beta-glucosidase 14. Gene Ontology annotation, molecular function: hydrolase activity, hydrolyzing O-glycosyl compounds. NCBI's taxonomy places the organism in Eukaryota, Viridiplantae, Streptophyta, Magnoliopsida, Malvales, Malvaceae. The record is from RefSeq and is a predicted model, not a curated record. Gene Ontology annotation, cellular component: plasma membrane. The transcript has 5 exons. The coding region runs from base 134 to 1282 and encodes 382 amino acids. Gene Ontology annotation, biological process: carbohydrate metabolic process.
AGAGUACGUUGGUGAUUCUGCAUUUAUAAACAGAAACAGAGGGAGAGCGAGAGACAGCGUUUUAAUGGCGGAUGAUACGUCGUCACUGAAAGUGUUGGCUAAGGUCUUGGUUUAAGCCAAGAUUUGAUUAGUUAUGGCUGCCUCUUCUUCUCUUCUCUUUACACUGCUUUUGGUUCUUCUCACUUUCUCAGAUUCAUCAGUACAAACCCUUGGUCUUGAAGUUGGAAUCAACUAUGGCCAAAUUGCAAACAAUCUUCCAUCUCCAGCCCGUGUCUCAUACCUCCUCAGAUCCCUCAAUAUUAGCAGAGUUAAACUCUAUGAUGCAGAUCCAAAUGUUCUUCUUGCUUUCGCCAACACAAAUGUUGAAUUCAUUAUUGGAUUAGGGAAUGAGUACCUUCAAAACAUGACUGAUCCUAUAAAAGCCCAAAACUGGAUUCAACAGCGAGUUCAACCCUACCUUACUCGCACCAAGAUCACUUGCAUCACUGUGGGGAAUGAGGUCUACAAAACCUAUGAUCAUCAGCUAUGGUCUAAUCUCCUUCCAGCAAUGCAAACAGUUUAUAAUACCCUUGUUAAUCUUGGCCUUGAUAAACAAGUAACCGUUACUACCGCGCAUUCGCUCGAUAUCUUAAGCUUGUCGUUCCCUCCUUCGGUCGGGGCUUUUAGACAAGAUCUCGGAGAAUAUCUACAUGGUAUUUUGAACUUUCAUGCUCAGGUCAAGUCGCCAUUCUUGAUCAAUGCGUAUCCGUAUUUCGCCUACAAGGAUAAACCAAAUGAGGUGCCAUUAAACUAUGUGCUUUUCCAACCGAACCAAGGGACAAUGGAUCCAAGUACCAAUCUGAAAUAUGAUAAUAUGCUGUUUGCUCAAAUUGAUGCUGUUUAUUCAGCUAUCAAAGCAAUGGGGCAUACGGAUAUUGAAGUCCGGAUUUCCGAAACAGGUUGGCCUUCCAGAGGGGAUGAAAAUGAAGUAGGAGCUACACCAGAGAAUGCUGGGUUGUACAACGGUAAUUUAUUAAGAAGGAUAGAAGAGAAACAAGGCACACCGGCGAAACCCAAUGUCCCAAUUGACAUAUAUGUUUUUGCUCUUUUCAAUGAGAAUCAAAAGCCUGGUCCAACAUCAGAAAGGAACUAUGGUCUCUUCUAUCCUGAUGGUACCCCAGUUUACAACAUUGGAGUUCAGGGUUAUCUUCCUGAGUUGAUAUAUUCAUCAGCUACCACAAAUAAUGGAUUCUCUAUCUGCAGUCUUCUGGUCUUGGCUAUAGCAUACUUAAUCUCCUCUUGAAAAGAUUUGAAUUUGGCUAGUUAAUAGGGUAUCCCUAAGGGAAAACAGUAUUGCUGGUGGUAAUUCAAAUUACAGAGAAGAUGAAACUUUCAGAGAUCAUGUAAAAAUUAUGAUACUGAAACAACAUCAAUCUACAUCCUAAAGACAAAAGAUCCAUGAUGAGACAAUAACUGAAUUAAUCAGGGGAUGAAUAAUUUCCAGGAGACUAUUGCCAAGACAGUGAAAAUCACUAACAGUUGAUAGUUGAAUUUAAGUCAAAUAUAUAUAGAUUCUUUAACAAAAAUUCUUAAUAAAAAAAUGGUUUUGAUGUUGUUGUCUACACUACAGUGGUUGGAAAUGUAUUUGUAUACCAAAACAGAUUGUAUUUAGUAUUGUUAUAUAAGCAACAUUAAGAACUUACUUGUCUUCACUUAA